Messenger RNA from Hydatigera taeniaeformis, 1752 nucleotides. NCBI's taxonomy places the organism in Eukaryota, Metazoa, Platyhelminthes, Cestoda, Cyclophyllidea, Taeniidae. The record is from the annotation of a GenBank genome assembly.
GAGGGUCAGGUGAAGGAAGCCUUCUGGGGAGCCUCGAACUACCGUCUGAGCUACGACUCGAGACGACGUCUGCGUACAGCUGAAAUCGGCAGCACACUCAACACACUCGUCUUCGACUACCAAAGUGCCACUUUGCCCCACCUGUUGACAGAAAUUUCAGUUAGCGGAGUGGGCACUUACCGUUUGGUGUACAAACACGAUCCCCUUACUGGUGAAAAUGGUCUUUCCCACAUAAUUACACCAUUGGGAGUGUAUCGAACCUUCUCCCUCUUCACCAGUCUCGGUGUGGAGCGUCUCACCCUCUUUCCGUGGUCUCUGGAGGCUGGUUCUGUCAAUACUGCCGCCUUCACUUUUGACUGGGAGACUCGUAUUUCACCUUCGGUUGCCUUUCAUGGCUACCCUUUAGCACGGUUUACGUGGCCUUCAGGUCGACGUGUCAAUCGAUUGUGGUCAAAACGUCUCAUUGUCUACGACAAUGUUCAAAUUCAUUGGAAUUGUGAUGAUUUAAUGGACUCCACUUUUGUUAGUCUUCAAGAUGCUAUCAAUGAAUUUGAAAUUGAUGAAACACGUCAAUUUGGAGCUGGAACUUUGGUGACUCAUGUUAGAGGAGAUUUGCGUCUUGCUGGUACUCGAAGACUUGAAUCACCUCGUGGAACCCUUUUGACAUACAAUUAUGAAUACGAGUAUGAUCACAGUUUUAUGGUGUCAGGAAUUCGGACUUGCCUCUUCCAAUCGGCUACAGCCUCACCUCUUUGGUGUCAUCGAUGUCAUGUCACCUUCAACAAUUGGGCUGGCUAUUCUAUCAAUCCAUUGGGUGCGUCAAAACGUCAGGAGGUGUUAAUCAAUGUCACCUUUGAGUACCGAGGUGAUGGUUUUCUACCAUCAGACAUGAGUUUGGAGACAAUGGAGGAUGUGCCAAUGCGAACGCACUACAGACGCGGUCCUGGCGGUCGUAUUGAAGGCAUAGACUGUGAAGUGAUUGGCUCCAGUCGUCGACGUCAUGUUCAAGUGGUAUACAAUGAGGAGUCACGAAUCUCCGAUCUUCGUCACUACAUUUCGGAUUCACAGUUUGCCAAGGCGGGAAGUGGUGAAAGUAAACGCAUUUCUACCAAAUUUGUCUACGAACGUGGUCUCCUUUCGGGAUUUGGUAAUUGGAAGUAUGUUUUUGAUGAAGACGGUUGCCUUGUUGAGCGUCGAUUACGUGACACUGGCAGCAUUGAAGAUCUCUUCGAAUAUGACAGCAAAGGUCUGCUUCGAUGGGUGGAGCGACGAAUUAUGCCUUCACUGAUGGAUGAGGCUCAACGCAAACAACAUCAACAAUCCAUUUCCGAGGACCUUCUUUGCACUGGUCUUGAGAAUGUUUGCUACCAUCAGGAGGUGGGUCUUAUGAUGGACUAUGCUGUUCAAUUUCUCUACGACAGUGAAGAUCGCUUAGUAGUGGCACGAAAUACACUGGCAAUUGACGAUAUGAUUCAAUUCUUCUACGCUCAUCCACAACAUCGCAAUCGCUUAACAUCAUUCUUUCAUCAUGGCAAAGGCAAAGCGUACUUUCUGACCUAUGAACAACAAAGCGGUCACCUAUUUGCCAUUGAAGAGGUGGAUCUAUCGGCUGUGGAAGAUUCAAAUCCUGAACGGAGGCUGUACAUUGUCAUCACCGAUACAGAAGGCUCCCCCAUUGCUCUCUACGCCGAUGAGAAGGUAAAUCUUUUUAACAUUCUACUUAAUUACCUUCUUAAAAGGUCAAUUCUGUGA